Molecule: messenger RNA, 975 nt
Organism: Orbicella faveolata
Lineage: Eukaryota; Metazoa; Cnidaria; Anthozoa; Scleractinia; Merulinidae
Source: RefSeq, a predicted model, not a curated record
AUGCCUUCUAUUCGCUUCGAUGAAUUUUCAGAGAAGUUUGUCCUUCCCGAAAACCUUAGAAAAGAAUUACUGUACCCAGUGUGCCUUCAGAUUUUAGAAAAACCUGUGGAAACUACUUGCCAGCAUUACUUUUGUGUAGAAUGCAUGAAAGGUGUGAUUGAUAGUGGUCAGAAGGUUUCAUGUCCCGUUUGUAAGGACAAUAUUGGCCCCCUCAAAGUACCUACUCGAAUGGUGCUGCGACUCAUUGCCGAACGAGAGGUAAUUUGCACAACCUGUCGCAAGUCUGUUAACUACGAAAAUAGUGCUGUCCAUGCUUGCGAAGGUACUCCACAAGCACCAGCUGUAAUUCCCCAGCCCCAACAACCAGUGGUACACCCUGACCUAGCCCAGGCUAUGCAGCAGAUUUUGGAAGAUGCACAGGCAGGAAAAUUCUCACCAGAAGUGGAGAAGAUAUGCACUGCAUAUGUGAAAACUUGGUUGAAGGAGUCUACAGAUGGAAAAACUGUGCUGUUCAAAACUGGUGGAAAGAGAUUAGCUGGGGCAGUUUGCAUUGAGUAUAAGAAGGCAAAGGGUGGAAGGGAAAGUCUGGAACUGGGUAAAACGUCUAAGAGGUUUCACAUCUAUGAAGGACACACAGUUGACUUAGUGGAAUUAAGAGAGCAGAAUGAGCUUAUCAAAGAUGAACUUCUGGAGUGGAGUGAUUUGGAGUCAGAGCUAAAAAAACUUCAUCAAGAGAUGCAGGUGGCAAUCCAAGAGAAAGAUGGAGCAGUUAAGAAUUUACAAACAAUCAAUGAACACCUCUUAAGUUAUUCUAACAAAUGGGAUGCUCCAACAGAUGUUUUACAGCUUGAAUCACAGCAGUGGGAGCUAAGAGAGCGAGAAAGGUCUAAAAGACCAGACUCAAAGAAAAAUGCAAGUUACUGGGAAGAGGAGCUGAGGGAGACUAGGAGAAACAAGGACCACAAAUCUGAUUAA